AUGUGUGAAGCAGUAUCGACAGUGCAAGACAAUAAAGAAAAUAACAUCAACAAGGCAAAUACUCAACAAGAUUAUCUUGAGAUCUUGAAUGAUACCAAAAAUCCAAGACCAACUGCUUAUUCUCCAAUUACUCAUGAUGCAGACCAAUCGAAUGAGGCGAACACUCAACGAAAUUGUUCGAAGAUCUUGAAUGAUGCCGACAGUCCGAGACCGAAUACUUCUUGUUUACAUGAAGUUCGACCAGAUGAACCGAAUACUGAACAACAACAUUGUGCUGAGAUCUCAAAUGAUAGCGUAAAUCCGACACCGAGUUCUUCAAUUUCUAAUAAUGAAGAGUCAUCUAGGAAUGUCAGUUUCGCAGGCCGAUCAACUACAAGUCUGAUGAGACCUAGAAUAACUGUUUUGAACUCAUCGGAUGAAGAUGGCGACUUCGAUUCUGAUGAUUCGGUAAAAGAUCCGAAUUUCAAUACUUCUUCAUCAUCGUCUUCCUCUUCAUCGAGUUCGUUAUCGUCCACUUCGAGUUCGUCGUCCGAUUCUGAAGAUGAGUCGCAUCAUCCUAUAAAUGGUGAAACGUCCAACCGUGAAACCCCAAUUCCUGAGAAUAAUAUUAACGAAAACCAGGAACGACCAAAAAAAACUCGAAAGCGAUCAGCUGAGCCUCAACAGUGGAAACAAAAUCAAAUUAAGCGUUUAAGAAAUUUAGGAAUGUCCUACAAAACACGCCAUGAUAAAACUAUCCGUGCCAAAGAAUGUCAACCCGCCUGUAAUGACAGAUGCAGACUGAAAUGCAGUUCUUUUAUGACUGAGGAGAAACGGAAAGAGUUAUUAACACACUAUUGGGCUCUGGGUGAUAUUGAGAAACAAAGACUCUUCAUCGACAAGCACAUAAAGAAAAUUACGGUGAAAUACCGAUACACGACGACACCUACAGGAAGGGGCAAUAACCAUGCCUUUUAUUUCGAGAUUGACGGCAAGUUGAGGCGAAUUUGUAAAAAAAUGUUCAGGUCAACGCUAGACAUUAAUGACAGGAUUAUCAGGACUGUUAUUGCUAAAGCUAGGGAGGAAGGUUUCUUAGAAGAAGAUAUGAGAGGUAAACAUCGAAAUCAUAAAGCCGUAGAUACUUCGAUAAAGGAUGGUGUAAGGGAUCAUAUCCAAUCGAUUCCGAGAAUUGAAAGCCAUUAUCUAAGACAGCAAACCAGUCGCGAAUUCAUAAGUGGCGGCAAAACUCUGACUGACUUACAUAAGGACUACAUGCAGCAAUUUCGUGAUGCAAAUCUUCCUUUUGCUAAUCUGGUGAUGUAUUCUCGAAUAUUUAACAGUGAGUUCAAUCUUGGAUUUUUUGUACCCAAAAAAGACCGAUGCGAAUUAUGCGUUGCAUUCGAAAAUGCGACGGGCGAUGAUAAAACUAAGUUAGAAACAAAGUUUGAGCAGCAUCUAAUUGAAAAAAGAUUGUCAAGAGAGGAAAAAGGACAGGAAAAGGAUAAAGUAUCCCAGAACUAUAUCGUAGCCGUUUACGACUUACAAGCAGUGUUACAGGUCCCACGAGGGGAUGUGUCAUUGUUUUAUUAUAAAUCAAAAUUAAAUAAUCUCAACUUGACCAUCACAAAACUGAGGAAACCUGACGAUAAUAAUUCGAAAAAAAGAGGGACUACAAACGAUAGUAAUGAUAGUACUGAUUGUUAUUUUUGGCAUGAAGGUGAGGGCAACAGAGGAUCAGAUGAAAUAGGAAGUUGCUUGUUAGCCUUUAUCGAAAAAGAGACUCAGCGUGAACACACAGAGCCGAUAGAUUUUGUUUAUUUCUCUGACAAAUGCUGUGGUCAAAACAAAAAUAGAUUCAUUGUUGCACUUUACAUGUUUGCAAUAAUGAAAUUUGCCAAUGUAAACUCUAUAACUCAUAAAUUCCUUAUUACUGGCCACACGCAAAACGAGGGAGAUUCUGUGCAUUCUAUAAUAGAAAAACAAAUAAAAAGGUCAUUGAAAUCUGGUCCUAUCUAUGUACCUAACCAAUAUGCUCUGAUAAUUAGGGAUGCCAAAAAGACCGGAAAUCCGCUCAAAGUCCAUGAGCUUUCACAUGAGGACUUCAUUUCUUUGAAAUGUCUUGCUGAUGAUAUUGGUUUGAAGAGCCUGAAAAGGGUUAAAAUAACCGAAAUAAAGGUUUUGCAGUUCUCAAAGGAUAAUCCAACUGUAAUGAAAUACAAGCUCAGCUAUUCGGAUGAAAACAUCUCAGAAGUCAAGCUUAUCACAAGACGAUGUGAUUCACCACAGUUGAAACCAGCUCAUUCCAGCAAACUCAAAAUCAAGGACAAUAAAAAGGCUGAUUUGAUUAGCUUAGUAAAGAGUAAUCAUAUUCCUCAUUGCCACGCUGACUUUUAUUAUAAUUUGUGA
This is a messenger RNA of Phaedon cochleariae (mustard beetle), 2385 nucleotides long. NCBI's taxonomy places the organism in Eukaryota, Metazoa, Arthropoda, Insecta, Coleoptera, Chrysomelidae. The record is from the annotation of a GenBank genome assembly.